Micromonas pusilla CCMP1545 is the source of this 2782-nucleotide messenger RNA. RefSeq lists its product as uncharacterized. The record is from RefSeq and is a predicted model, not a curated record. The annotation marks the transcript as partial. The transcript has 2 exons. Lineage: Eukaryota; Viridiplantae; Chlorophyta; Mamiellophyceae; Mamiellales; Mamiellaceae.
AUGGCGAAGGCGUUCGAGACCGCCGCGAGCGCGGGCGCGCGCGGCGGCGCGAUGCCGAAGCCGGGGACGCGACUCAUCGCGCGACGAGCGUCGCUCUCGCCGCUGAAGAACGAACCACCCGCGACCACCGUCGAGCCGCCGCCGCCGCCGCCCGCCGUCGACGCCACCGCCGCGGACGCGCUCGCGCGGAUCGCGGCGUUAGAGCGCACGGUACAGGAACAGCGCGACGUCAUAGCGUCGACGACGUCGGAGCGCGCGGCGGUGCGCGCGCAUCGCGCAUCGCGCGGCGGCGGCGGCGGCGGCGGCGGAGGCGGGGGAGACGGCGCCGGCGCCGGCGCCGACCGCGACCGCGACCGUUCGUCUUCCAAACGCCGCGCCUCCUCGCACCGCGCCGCGGCGGCGGCGGCGGUGGAUAUCAACCGUCGCGACGACGACCGCGCGCGCGACGUCUACGCGCACGUCGGAGCGCUCGCCGAGCGCGUUGCCGCGUUGGAAAGAGCGAACGAGGACGCGGAACGCCGCGCGUCCGGGUGGGCGGACGCCGCGUCGAUCGCCACCUCGCGCGCGGUGUUGCUCGAGGACGCCGUGGAGUCGCUGUCGCGGCGGUUGAACGCGCGCGUGGACGACGCGGCGGAGGCGGCACAUGCGGCGGCGGCGGCGGCGGCGAGACUGGAAAACCGCGCCGCGGCGGAAUCCGGCGACGCGACGCGACGCGUCGCGGCGGCGAUCGAAGCGCUCGACGCGCGCGUCGCGACGCGGAUAUCGACCGUCGCGGACGCGGUGGAAGACGAACGGUCGCGCGCGAGGGAGGCGGUCAUCGCGCUGCGCGCGCGCGUCGAGGCUGCAGAGUCGGCGACGGCGGCGUUUGCGGCGGCGGCGGCGACGGCGGACGACUCGGCAAAAAAAAACGCUCAAACCGCCGCGGAGGCGGUCCGCGACGAGAUGGCCGCCACCGCGCGCCGCGAGCUUCAGCGCACUCGCGACGACGCGAGGGAGGAGUGGGCGAAGGACCAGGCCGCGGUCGCGGAGGCGCUCAACGCCGCCAUCGCGCGCCUCGCGGAGAAGGUGGACGCGAGGACGGCGGCGGCGGCGACCGCCGCGGAGAGCGCCGCCGCGGAAGCGACGACGGCGACGACGGAGCUCUCCAAGGCGCGCAUAAAACUCACCGCGGUCGAGGAGAAGCUCAAAGCGCGCGUCGCCGCGGAGGAGGGCCACGAGCUCGCGGCGAACGAGGCGUGGAUGCGCGUCGUCCGCGCGGAGAAGCGCGCCGCCGUGAUCGAGGCGCGGUGCGCGGAGACGGAAGCGCGCGUCGCCGACGCGAGGCGAGCCGCGGAGCUCGCGCUCGAGUGCGCGCGGGAGUGCGCCGACGGCGUCAACGUCGCGGAGCGCGUGCUGGCGGACGCGGGCGACGCGGUCGCGGCGUCGGCAAAGGCGGUCGCGAGCGCCGAGGCGCUCGAGCGACGCGUCGCCGAGGGCGAGGCGCGCGCGUCGACGCGCGCGACGCUCGUCGAGACCGCCGUCGCGGACGCGAUCGACGCGGUCGCCGAUCAGCUCGGCGCGUUCAAAGCGGACGUCGCGGUGAAGAUGGACGGCGCCGAGGCGGCGACCGCGAAGGCGGCGGCGCUCGCGGAGAGGAUCUCGUCCGACGCGGCGGCGUGCGCGGCGGACGCGGCGGCGGCGCGCGAACACGCGACGGUCGCCGCGGAGGCGUCGACGGACAUGUCCGCCGCGACGACGACGUCGUUGACCGCGUCCGAGCGAUGCGAGCGUUUGACCGUCCGCGCGGAGGCGGCCGCGGUCAACGCGCACGCGGUCGCGGUCGCGGCGGUGAAGGACUCGGACGCGUUCACGCGCGCGACGCGAUCGGCGAUCGACGCGAUGACGGUGCGCGUCGCCGCCGCGAAGGAAGCGGCGAGGGAGGCGAUCGAGCAGAGCGAGGACGUCGCGACGCUGACGCGCGUGGCCGUGAGGGACGCGAUCGCGGGGAUACGAACCGACGCGGUCGGCGUCGUCGUGGACGCGAAGCGGCAGACCGCGGCGUUCGACGGCGCGUUUCGAGCCGCGGCGGCGGAUCGCGCGAGGGCCAUCGCGGCGUUGAAGAGCGCGGAGACGAUGCAGCGAAAAGUCGCGGCGAUGAUCGAGACCAAGGCGGACGAGGAAAAGAGACGCAGAGAGCUCGAGGACGCGUUAGCGACCGCGGAGGCGAGUCGCAGAGAGAUCGCGACGUCGCCGAUGCCGUGGCGCGGUAACAGCGGUGACACUUGUAACGGCUACGACGCGGCGGUUACGCCGUCGCCGUCGUCGAAGCGCGCGGAGAGCGAGCUUCGAAGCGUCGGCCGGACGCUGCGCGAGAAGAGCGCGGAGGUGGAGGCGCUCCGGGCGCAGCUCGAGGCGGCGAACGCGACGGGAAAUGGAGGGUUCAACGCGUUUUCGGUCGCGUGGAACGGGUUCAAAGGAACCUCGCGGCGAGGGUCGAGGUUCGGUUUCGCGGUCGACGAAGGCGCGGUCGACGACGCCGCCGCCGCCGCCACCCCGACACCCCGGGAGAGGAGUCCCUCCGCGGCGGCGUGGGACUGGGAGUCGCCCGUGAUCGCCGCGGUGGACCGCCUCACGCGCGCGACGCCGACGCCGCCGCCGCCGCCGCGGAGCCCGCCGCGGGGGACAUGGAAGCUGUCGGAGAUGUCGGAAACGUCCGACGCCAUCGCGCGUCGGAUCGACCGGAGAGCCGCGUCGGCGAUGCGCGCGAUGCGAUCGCCCGGGGACUGCCGGAGCGACGCGGUCG